GAGGAAGCUAACUAAUUAAAUAGCUAUUUAUCAGCUUUAUGGUUAGGUAGCAAAUCACAAAGAAAAUUGAAAGAAACAGAGGAAAUUGGGCAUGGGAAUGGGUAGAUUAUUGUUAUUGCCGUUCAUAGAAAUGGGAAUUGCAGUGGGAGUGAGCUUGCUGCUGGCGAUGAGUGUGGCCAGCAAAUGCUUUGAUGGAGAGAGAGAAGUGCUCCUCAAGUUCAAGCGCAACGUUCUUGACAAAGAGGACAGGCUAAGGUCUUGGGGCAACCACAGUGAAGAUUGCUGCCGCGAUUGGGAGGGGAUCAGGUGUGAUGAUUCUACUGGCCAUAUCAUCCACAUUGAUCUUAAUAGGAUGAAUCUUUCCACGAAAGGCGGCGACGGUGGCAGUAUGUAUAGCCCCGUCCUUCCAUUCUUUGAGCUGCGCUAUUUGAAGUAUUUGGAUCUUAGCUCCAAUUACUACUUGCUGGAAAACCAGAGCAUCUCAUCAUUGAUUGGGAACAACACCAUGGUCUCCCUUCAACAUCUAAAUCUUAUAGGCUGCGGAAUUGUGGGCACCAUUCCUGAAAAUUUGGGAAACAAGAUGCCUGCCCUGACAUACCUUAAUCUCUCCUAUAAUCACUUAGAAGGUUCCAUUCCUGAAGAUUUAGGAAACGACAUGCGAGCCCUCACAUACCUCGAUCUUAGCAGUAAUAGAUUAAAAGGACCCAUUCCUGAAAACUUUGGAAUUAACAAGUCUGCCCUUUCACACCUUGAUCUCUCCCGUAAUAACUUAGAAGGUUCCAUUCCCAAAAAUUUAGGAAACGACAUGCGAGCCCUCACAUACCUCGAUCUUAGCAGUAAUAAAUUAAAAGGACCCAUUCCUGAAAAUUUUGGAAGCAGCAUGUGUGCCCUCACACACCUCGGUCUCGGUUCGAAUAGCUUGGGAGGCUCCAUUCCUGACACACUGGGGAGUAUGGUUAAGCUGACUUACCUUAACCUGCAAGAUAAUGAGUUGGAGGGUCACAUUCCUGAAGCUCUAGGGAAUAUGUCAGUCCUUGAACAACUUAACCUUUGGGGUAAUAGACUUGAAGGAGAAAUACCUAAAUUCAUUUGGAACAUAUGCACUCUGAAGGUCUUGAGCUUGGAUUCCAACAGUCUUGGUGGGAACCUUAUCAUAUCCACAAUAUGCUCGAACCACUCCCUGCAGGAAUUAUCUUUAUCUCGCAACCCACUCACGGGGUCAUUUCCUGAUCUUACCAAGUUCCCCUCUUUGACCGAAUUAGAUAUUGGUUAUAACCUCCUCGGUGGGGUCAUUUCGGAACAUAACUUUGUUACACUCACCAAGCUACGCUAUCUGGACUUAUCUUCAAAUAAUUUCACUUUCAAUGUCACCUCGGCUUGGCUUCCUCCUUUCCAAUUGAAAAGUAUAUACCUCCGGUCUUGCAAGCUAGGCCCUCAGUUCCCCAAUUGGCUUAGAACUCAAGUCAACAUUUUUGAGCUUGACAUCUCUAAUAACGACAUCUCAGAUUCAAUCCCCUCCUGGUUUUGGAGCAGAAUCACUAGUAACUUCCGGGAAAUUAAUGUUUCUCAUAACGGAAUGAAGGGAAAAAUUGAAAUUGGUGCUGAAGCAUCAAUCAGCGGAGGCAAACUAGAUAUGAGUUCCAAUCAAUUGGAAGGUGUCAUUCCACCCUCUUUAUUAAAUGUGAAAGUCCUGUUUCUUUCUCGGAAUAACUUCACCGACCUCAACUCUCUAUAUGACGUCAAGUCAUUUUCUCCUUUGCAGCUUUUGGAUGUCUCAUACAAUCAACUUUCCGGAACACUUCCGGAUUGCUGGUCAAAUCUCUCUAGUCUUCAAGUUCUGAACCUGGGAAACAAUCACAAUCUAUUAGGGACUCUUCCAACAUCCAUUGGGUCAUUGGCUUCCCUGAAGGCAUUGCAUCUUGACCAUAACAAAUUUACUGGCCCUCUACCUUCAUCCAUGAAAAACUGCUCGACCUUGGUAUCUUUGCAUCUGGGGUACAAUAACUUGUAUGGACCAGUACCAGAUUGGGUGGGUGAAAGUCUAACACAACUUGUGAUACUUGUGCUAACAUCCAACAACUUCUAUGCAAGUUUACCAACAAGUCUGUGCCGUCUCCAGUCUCUUCAAUUGUUGGACCUGUCCAUGAACCACAUCUCAGGGACUCUUCCCAAAUGUCUUUCUAAUCUCACCCAAAUGAUGACUAUGACAGGAGGAGACAACAUUGCCAUCACUACUUAUUUGAUAGAGAUCUACGUCGAAGUUACAACAGAUUCUACUAUAUCAUAUGUAUUCUCUGUAGAUGACAUAAUAGAUGUUAGGUGGAAAGGUGUUAUCUCCGAAUUUGGAAGUACUUUAAGAUAUGUAAAGAGCAUUGAUCUAUCAUCCAACAUGUUGGAUGGGGAAAUUCCAACAGAAAUCACAUCUCUUAUUGGGUUGGUCUCGUUGAACUUGUCACAAAACAAUCUCACGGGACCCAUUCCUUCGAGGAUUGGUAACUUGGCACGCUUAGAUACUCUCGAUUUGUCUACUAACCAUUUGUCUGAAAGCAUUCCUCAAAGCCUUGCCCUGAUUCCUGGCAUAAGCUUUCUCAACGUGUCCAACAAUAACUUAUCUGGCAAAAUUCCGAAAGGCACUCAACUUCAGAGCUUCAAUGCAUCAUUCUACACGGGGAAUCCCGCACUAUGUGGAGAUCCACUCACCAACAGUUGUCCAGGAGAAGAAUCUACUCACUCUACUUCUCAAUUCAGUGAAGAAGGAGCUUCUAAUAGAGAAGAGGAGGAGGAUACACUUCUUGGCGGCGAGUUUUAUGCAAGCGUAGGGGUCGGAUAUGCGGUUGGGUUUUUGGGAGUUCUUGGGACGAUGCUAUUCAACAGGUCUUGUAGGUUUGCAUUUUUCGAAGUCCUUGAAAACCUUGGUAAUUGGACUUACGUUGCAGUCGCAAUCCACAAAGCCAAGUUCCUGGCAUCACUUGGUGGUUAAUAGGCCAGUGUAAGGAGUUGGUUAUGUUUUUUUCUCGAUCUUGUCUAGAUUAAUAUAAUAAUCUAUAGUGUUGGGAUAUUGAUGUAAUUUCCACAUUCUCUAUUUAUUUAAUAUAAUAAUCUAUAGUAUUGGGAUGUUGAUGUAAUUCUCUAUCUAUAGUCUGUUUGGUGAUCAUGUUUUUAAGCUUAUCGGCCUUAAUAUUUAUGGCUUGUUUCCCCAAAUUUCUGGAUCUUUUGUUUUAUGUUUUACUUGGUCCGUGAUUUAUUA
This is a messenger RNA of Cuscuta epithymum, 3247 nucleotides long. The record is from the annotation of a GenBank genome assembly. Lineage: Eukaryota; Viridiplantae; Streptophyta; Magnoliopsida; Solanales; Convolvulaceae.